CCUGAUCACGUCGAUCCAGGCUCACACUAUGUAUCAGGUGGGACUGAUGGAGACGGACCAGCACAUUGAGUUCUUCUGGGCCGCGCUCGAGAUGUUCACGCAGGAGGAGCUCAGCAAGUUCAUCAAGUUCGCUUGCAACCAGGAGCGAAUCCCCUUCACCUGCCCCUGUAAAGACGGCGGCCCCGACACGGCUCACGUGCCCCCCUACCCCAUGAAGAUCGCCCCGCCUGAUGGGGCAGUGGGUUCCCCAGAUCUGCGUUACAUUCGCGUGGAGACCUGCAUGUUCAUGGUCAAGCUGCCGCAGUACUCUUCCCUCGACGUGAUGCUGGAGAAGCUGCGCUAUGCUAUCCACUAUCGCGAGGAUCCUCUCAGCGGUUAAACCUGAUUCCUCAGAUCCCCGUCGACCACACGACCUUCAGUGAUUACUUCAGUUCUCACUUCUUCUUCUUCAAGAAUAGUCAUGAAGGAACUUGAUCAGCCCAGACCAGCUUGCCUUUACGGAGACUAGCGUUAGCGUGCAUUUGACGGCGAGUUUGACAGCAGCUCGCGGUGGUGAAGAGUAUGCCACAUUUUUAUAAAAUGACCUACAUGUGCUGUUCUUCAACAAAUGUGAAGGAAAUGGCACUGUAACUGCUUUUCUCCCUUUUUAAACAUUUAAUCUCUCUCUCUCGCUCUCCAUCUCAUUUAAUCAGUCUUUCAUCAUUGCAUUCCCAGUGUGCCUCAGCACCUUCUCUCCAUUAGUGACAGUGAUUGUUGAUGCACAUUCAUCUACAGAGAUGCCGAAUUUAGCUUUGCACAGGACUUAAACGUUCCGCUCAAAGUUAUACUUGCAUCUUUCAGGAUACAUUUGGGGUGAAUCUCAAGAAACCGGUCAAGAACAUGUCCAAAAAAUAAACCCUUUUUGUACCAUGAAUGUUUUUUUUUUUGCAUAUAUCCCCAAUUCUCAUUACCCUAAUGCACCUCAGGUUUUUUUUUGCUUUUUUUGGCGUUUUCCCUCAAUUGUCAUUACCCUAAUUUUC
Sinocyclocheilus rhinocerous is the source of this 1019-nucleotide messenger RNA. Its product is annotated as probable E3 ubiquitin-protein ligase HECTD4. Gene Ontology annotation, biological process: glucose homeostasis. Gene Ontology annotation, molecular function: ubiquitin-protein transferase activity. The coding region runs from base 29 to 379 and encodes 116 amino acids. Lineage: Eukaryota; Metazoa; Chordata; Actinopteri; Cypriniformes; Cyprinidae. The record is from RefSeq and is a predicted model, not a curated record. The transcript is spliced from 2 exons.